AUGGGUAACACACCAUCUGGCAUGCCUCCCGCUGAAGGAGGUGCAGGAGGGGACAAGGACAAGAAGGACAAUCAACCACAGAAGAAGAAAUGGGAGCCGCCUCUACCUACUCGUGUCGGAAAGAAGAAGAAACGCGGCCCCUCAGCCGCCUCCAAGCUCCCCGCCGUCUAUCCCACCACACGGUGUCGUCUAAAGCUUCUGAAAAUGGAACGAAUCAAGGACUACCUUUUGCUGGAAGAGGAGUUCAUCGCGAACCAGGAGCGCCUCAAGCCUGACGAGACCAGAGAGGAGAAGAACGAGGAGGAUCGGUCGAAGGUGGACGACCUCCGCGGCAGCCCGAUGGCUGUUGGGACGAUGGAGGAAAUCAUCGACGACGACCACGCAAUUGUCAGCACGGCGUCCGGUCCUGAGUCGUAUGUCUCUAUCAUGUCGUACGUCGACAAGGACCUGCUAGAGCCUGGCUGUCAAGUCCUGCUGCACCACAAGACCCAAUCGAUCGUUGGUGUGCUACAAGACGACACCGACCCUCUUGUCAGCAUCAUGAAACUCGACAAAGCGCCGACGGAGAGCUAUGCGGAUGUCGGUGGUCUUGAGAACCAAAUACAGGAAAUCAAGGAAUCCGUCGAACUACCUCUCACCCACCCCGAACUAUACGAAGAAAUGGGCAUCAAACCGCCGAAAGGGUUCGCGAACCAGACCUCUGCUACUUUCCUACGUGUCGUCGGUUCGGAGCUAAUCCAGAAAUACCUCGGAGACGGCCCCAAGCUCGUGCGAGAGUUGUUCCGCGUAGCGGAAGAGCACGCUCCUAGUAUCGUCUUUAUCGAUGAGAUUGACGCCAUUGGUACGAAACGGUACGACUCAACAUCAGGAGGCGAACGUGAAAUCCAACGGACGAUGCUCGAACUCCUCAACCAGCUAGACGGCUUCGACACGCGCGGCGACGUCAAAGUCAUCAUGGCGACCAACCGGAUCGACUCGCUCGACCCCGCGCUCAUCCGCCCGGGUCGUAUCGACCGUAAAAUCGAGUUCCCCUUACCCGACGUGAAGACGAAGCGGCACAUCUUCCGGCUACAUACCUCGCGGAUGAGCCUGAGCGAGGACGUCGACCUGGAAGAGUUCAUUCUGACGAAGGAUGAUCUGUCGGGGGCUGAUAUCAAGGCGGUGUGCACGGAGGCAGGUCUGCUGGCGCUGAGAGAGCGCCGGAUGCGGGUAACGAAGGCGGACUUCACGACGGCGAGGGAGAAGGUGCUGUACAGGAAGAACGAAGGGACACCCGAAGGCCUGUAUUUGUAG
Messenger RNA from Cyclocybe aegerita, 1293 nucleotides. NCBI's taxonomy places the organism in Eukaryota, Fungi, Basidiomycota, Agaricomycetes, Agaricales, Hemipholiotaceae. The record is from the annotation of a GenBank genome assembly.